GAGCGAUGCGCGGCGCAGCUCUAUACUAGCGGACGGUUCACAUUAUCGUAGCGCAAGUAACCUCAGUGUAUCAUACAGUGUGUACGGAAACAGUCACUCGUAUGACACCGUCCGUAAAAACUCGUGAAUAAACACGUAUUUACUUGACGGUUCGCGCUUUGCAUAGAUUUCGUAACAAAUAAAGAGUAAAAUUUACUGACUGAUUUACGAGUUACGGCAACUAUAAUUGUGUAAUGUGACGAUUAUGACAAGUGUUCUAAAAAAAUCAAGAGGCAGUAAAGGAAAAUCAGAAUCCAUGCAAGAAGAUAUGCCCGUGCGAUGGGGGAGCAAUUCCCAGCAGAAAGAAGAUGUUGCAAAGCUCAUUAAACACAUCGACGAGAGUAUUAUUGGCAAAGGAAAUUCGUUCUGUGGACCAUACGGGAGGAGAAAAGUGGUGUACUGCGACUACAACGGCUCUGGGCGUGCUCUACAAUGGAUCGAGGAUUACAUUGCGAGGGAUGUGUUGCCAACACACGCCACCAGGUGCACUGCGCUCUCUUACACGUCGGGACAAAGCGAGAUAUACAGGUCGGAAUCAAAAGUACUGAUUCGCUCCGCUGUUGGCGCAUGCCCAGAAGAUGUGGUGGUAUUAGGAGUUUCAUUACCAAGGUUCCUGAGAGCUCUGCACCCUCAGAGGGUGGCUCUUUUUGUUUCAUCCAGAGAGACAGAGAGGCAGCUUAUUCCGUGGAGAGAAUGCGGAACCGAGAUAAUUAAAAUUCCCGAAUCCAAAGAAGGUUUUAUAGAUCUCAAUAACCUGGAACAUAGAUUGCAACAGAAUUCUGGCACAGGGAAACGUAUGAUUGGGUUCUUCCCUGCCGCUUCUAAACUGACGGGCGUGUUGGCUGAUGACGUGGCUACGACUCUGCUCCUCCAUCAGUAUGGAGCUUGGUCUUUCUGGGAUUACACAUUGGUGGCACCUACAUCGGCAGUGGAUAUGAAUCCGACAUUCCCCGGAGUAGAUGAUGAGAUGGUCAAGAAAGAUGCAUUGUUCUUCAAUUGUGAGAAGUUCGUGGGUGGCGUUCAAGGUCCUUAUGUGGCUGUUGUAAAGAAAGACGUGUUCAAAAAUACGCCUUUGUAUAUAGACGAUGUAGAGGCGUUGUCUGAAAGAAUCGAAGAGUUGAAGUCUUCGGAAGCGGUACGGGCCGCACUCGUGAUGCAGCUGAGGGACGCAGUCGGUCUCCAGAACAUCGCCGAACGGCAAGACCAUAUUACCAGGCAAGUGCUGUCACAUAUAAAGAAUAUCCCCGAAUUGAUCUUGCUGGGACAUGAGUCGCCAACAGGGAGGAGGUUGCCAAUCUUUUCGAUAAUGGUGAAGCAUCCGAGAGGGACGUUCCUCCAUCACAAUUUCGUGUGCGCAGUCUUAAAUGAUGUCUUCGGCAUUCAAGCGAGGGGUGGCCUUAGUAGCAACCUUAAUUAUGGCUCAGAUAUUCUUGGGAUUGAUGAUCAGUUAUUAAAGGAGUACGAGAAGUUAUUGGAUGUGGAAGCACAAAGAGAAGUUGCUCGAGUCCGUAAAAUGAGUGACGUCAAAGCACCUGAGGUGCCAAUACACAAUGAACACUUGAGACCAGGUUUUUGCAGAGUUUCGCUGCCUUUCUUCAUGUCAGAAAGCGAGCUGGCCUUUGUUCUAGAAGCAUUGAAGAUGGUGGCCACAGAGGGAUGGAAAAUACUACCCCAAUACAUAGUUAAUCCUCAGACUGGACAAUGGAAACACCAUACUUGUUCCGUAUUAAGGGACAGGAAAUCUUUAUAUACUUUAAAAUUCAAUGAUGGUAAAAUCAUUUCCCAUGAAAGAAGAGUUUCUGGUCCAGGCAUAUUUCCUCAAACAUACACUGAGUGUUUGCAAACUGCAAGAAAUUUAUUUAACAGAGCUAGAAAGCUAGCCAUGAAAUGUACAUCAGCUGAACCAGAAAUAUCAUUUAAUCCACGUAUAGACUACCUUAGAUGGUUUAUGCUGCCGAAGGAAGCACAUGAUCUCUUACUUGGACGUUCAGCAAACGUGAAACACAUUGUUCCAUUUGAUCCUUCAGGUUACACUGGUGCACGGAAAAGUCUACAUAUAUCAAGAUCAUCCAUAACUUCUUCGCCUAUUCUAGGCUCCUCACCAAGACAUUACAGUUUAUCUGCAAUUGAUGACUGCCAAAUAUUUAGAUUGAAGCAAAAACAAAAAUUCUACUCUAGAGAGUCAAGUCUCAAAGAAACGCACAAAGAAGAUGUGGUUACAAAACAACCAGUAAAAUUUGCUGUCGGUGAACAAGUUUCACCACUGCGUAUAAUACCUCAAUGUACGCGACCAUUAUUAGUACGGUCUAGGUGUUAUAGUUUAGGUUCAGAUAGCGUGCCAGCGCAAUUUAACUCACGACCAAAAAUAGAUUUGAGACUAAAAGAUGCUACUUCCAAUAAUGAUACUGAUAAAUCUGGAAGUUAUUGUAAUUGCGGAAGUCAAACAGAUCUUCAAUCUUUGGAUGAUCCAAUGUUGUCACCUGAAAAGGCAUUCAUCUUUAGUACACAAAGUAGUACAUCUGUAUCAGAUUGCAGUCAAGCCGGGCGUUCGUCACCCACAACAUCAUUAGCAUCUCAAACAUCUGAAGAUAUACAAGCUUAUGUGAAAGAAUUAACAAAAGAAAUAGCCACCGAAAUAAAGUCUGAAAUUCGUGAAGUUAUUUCAAAAGUUGAUGAUAUUUUGGAAAAUUCUGAUAUGCUCGAGCAAUCAAAUGCGAGUAUUGUAUCUACAUCUAGUCAAAAUGAAAGGAAUUCUGUAUCAGUCAUAGAUGUAGCUGAGUACUUGAUGGGUAUGUCAAAGGAAAUGGCUUCGGAAGUCAAACAUGAAAUUCGUGAAAUGGUAAGCCAAGUUGAUGAAAUGAUAUCUCCAGAUUACACUGGCAACAAUUCAAGGAGAAGUUCUCCAUCGCAAAUUGGUAGAAGAAGAAUUGGAUCUGGUCCAGAUUUAGGAUUGGACUUGAAGAAAGCUUCGCAUUGUCUGAAAAAAUGCCCAACUAGUCCAAUACUUCCGUCUCAAUACGUAAAUGCAGAUGAGUUGUGUUUAAAGUGUUCACCAACCAACCAGUCGCCGAAGUCAGUUCAAUGCACUCCAUCAUACGAAGCAUCUGGCCCAAACAGUAUUUCUUUCAAUUCCAGUGAGACUUCUACUCCAGACACGAUCAUACAAGUGGUGUCCACUUCACAAAAUUCACCGAAUUUGCCUAAAUCAUUAAGUUCCAACAAGCUCUCAGACGACGAUGCAAUUUGUAAUGAUGUCAAUUGCAGACAUUGUUGUAUGAAAAAAAAUUGGUGCCAAAAUCCUUCGAUUAGUUCUCAAGAUAGUGGUAUAAAUAUGACUUUUACUGAAACUGACUCUUAUUCUGACCUUGUUAAAUGGCGGACUUCCUCAGAUCCUACAACAAAUAAGGCGAAAAAAUUACAAGGAAGGCUCAGAAUUUGUCAGAAAUAUGAGAAAAGUGAAGUACCUGAUAUAAUUGAGGGUGUUCCGGUGUGUUCUGGAGAUCACGUCAGACAAGCCAAGAAAUAUGACAACAGAAGUGACUCAGGAAAGGUGGUUUUCCAAAUACCCGAUGAUGCAGAUAGACAAAGCGAAAUGCCGUCUGAAUUGAAAAGAUGUAGUAGAUCAUCAAAUGCGUCAUCCAGCUGUUCGGACCGGAGUUCGCGAUCUAGCGGUUACGGAACUGAUCAACGUAGCAUCAGUGAGGACAAUUUCUAUGAGAGAAGUGAGUCCGAAUGUCGUCUACUGAAGGAACAAUGUGGAUAUGAGGAAGAUGACAGUAGCGCGUGCAGCGAUAGCUCCCUAACAGACUUCACCUUCGACGACGAGGGCAAGUGGCACUGCCCACCAAAACACGUGUGGAAGCCUACUGUCGAGGCGAUUCAGGAAUUCAGUAUGAUUCGUCCCGGUGACAAGGUGCUGGUGUGUUUGUCUGGCGGGCAGGACUCGGUGGCGCUGUUGCACACCAUGCAUCACUACCAGUACUACGCACGAUCUAAGGGGAUACACUUUAGUAUCGGCGCAUUAUAUGUACACGAGGACAAAUCCGAGAUGGACCCCAGAUACCUAAUGCAAUACUGCAGAAUGUUGGGUGUCAAGUUCAUAUAUCAAGACAAGAUGGAUGACGAUGACUCUAGAAGUAAGUCGACAUACUAUUUGGCAUUUCUUUUUUUUUUAUUACAUUCCACAAUGUAGUAUUAAGAUGUUCACAAAAACAAAACUAUCAAUAUGAACUCCGACGGGCACAGCAAAUUCGGAGA
This is a messenger RNA of Diatraea saccharalis (sugarcane borer), 4296 nucleotides long. NCBI's taxonomy places the organism in Eukaryota, Metazoa, Arthropoda, Insecta, Lepidoptera, Crambidae. The record is from the annotation of a GenBank genome assembly.